AUGUCGCCUCGUCGCUCCUCGCGAGCUCGCACCACCCAGCCCUCUCCUGUCCUCCUCCAACACACCCACUCCUCUAGUUCCUCUGCCUCCCUCACCCGCGAAAGAAGUACUCGCUCAAAUCAUAAAAACCCUUCUCCUCAGGGUUCAUCGGGACAUCGCUCCCAGUCCAUUGAAGACGCCGAAAGUGGCUCUAGAGCCGACCUCCCGCACACGCGCACGCGCCAGCGCGCCCGAGAUGACGAUGACGAACCUCCUCGCGAGGAUGAUGAGGAGGACCCCGAAGAUGAUGAAGAGGAGGAAGUGACUCGAUGUAUUUGUGGACAGCAGGAAUACCCAGGCUUGCCUCUUUCCCGCCGCGAAGCUCUGAGUCGCGGUGCCAUCAAGUUGGAGGGCCACCCAGCCACGGACUCCUCCGACAUGCUGCCCGAUGAUAUCGGGAGCAUGUUCAUUCAAUGCGACUCAUGUAAGGUCUGGCAACACGGUGGUUGUGUGGGCAUCAUGGAUGAAGAGACGAGCCCCGACGAAUAUUUCUGCGAGGAGUGCCGGAAGGAUUUGCAUACGAUCCGGGAUGAAGUCAAUGGCUCGCGUUCCUCAACCUACCUUCCCGUUGCGCCGGUCACAUCACCGGCGCCGUCCUCUCGCGCUUCUUCGAGGGAAGCUUCCCGACGCUCGAAAGACCCUAAACAACGUCUAAGUGAAGGCGCAGCGAAUGCCAAACGGCGGUCGACUAUGAACAGCCGGGAUGCCGCCUACGACGAAGAAGAACUGAUUCGGCGAGCCAUUGAGGAGAGUAAACAUGAGCACGGAACUCCGGACGACGAUGAGACUACACGUCGGACCAAGCGGAGUCGAAGUGAAAGUGAACCAAACAGACAAGGUUCUAAGCGCCCUCGAACCACCUCUCCAUCGCCAACUGCCGUAUCGAAGCAAGGUAUCUCAGCCUCGCAAGCUCCGUCCGAUGACGAAUCUAAGUCCAAAUCAACGAACGGAACCCGGCGACAAAGGGCCAAUUCCCGAGGCCAGCGUGAGAAAGAGCCUCCCCAAGAACCCGAAGAAGUAGAGCCGGAGGUCCCAGAGACUAUCAUUCGCCGCAAAGAGAGGUCGAACCGGCGCAAAGGAGAUGAAUCCGAGCAAGAAACUGGAUCUCCCACGAAGACAGCACCGAUCGAGCUCGAACCGGCUCAAGCAAGCCCGAAUACCCCAACACCACAAGAGCCGCCGCCUGCUCGCCCCUCGACGCGCAAAUCCGGGCGACCCCCAGCGCGCCGAGGCGGCCGUGUCCGAAAUAACCAAUACACAAAAGGCAGCGACGUCAAUGGCACUGGCACCGAAUCACCCCGCCGUGGCCAUUCCCACGAAAUCGGCGCCGAUUCACCACGAGUAGGAUAUAUCGGGAUGAACGGAGCCCACAUGAACGGCGGAGACACAGGACGCCCAAGCAAGCCACGACAUAUGCACCCACAGCGAACAACAAUGAACGAGAUGAAGCGACGAGUAGCCGCCAUUCUUGAAUUCAUUUCUCGCAUGCAAGUCGAAAUGGCCGUUACCGGCGAGAACUCUUCCACGCCAACAGGCAGCAACGGCGACCGCACACAAGGCCUGCUUCUAAAAUCUAUGGUCGAGCAGAUCGAGCAAUCCAUGCCUAUGCCCAGCGACGGCGAGUCCGCCGCCGAAGACGAGCCGCACGAGAAAGACUUUCAUGAAUUAAGCAGCGUGGAGAUGAUGGACGUGCUCACGCGCCACCUUCUCAAGUGGCAGCAGGAGUUCGGCAAGUUCGGCGAGCGCUAG
Messenger RNA from Penicillium maclennaniae, 1788 nucleotides. RefSeq lists its product as uncharacterized. The transcript is spliced from 4 exons. Gene Ontology annotation, cellular component: Rpd3L complex; Rpd3L-Expanded complex. Gene Ontology annotation, biological process: negative regulation of silent mating-type cassette heterochromatin formation; negative regulation of rDNA heterochromatin formation. Lineage: Eukaryota; Fungi; Ascomycota; Eurotiomycetes; Eurotiales; Aspergillaceae. The coding region runs from base 1 to 1788 and encodes 595 amino acids. The record is from RefSeq and is a predicted model, not a curated record.